Molecule: messenger RNA, 648 nt
Organism: Cadophora gregata
Lineage: Eukaryota; Fungi; Ascomycota; Leotiomycetes; Helotiales; Ploettnerulaceae
Gene: SFT2
Product: protein transport protein sft2
Exons: 5
Coding region: 1-648 (215 amino acids)
Biological process (GO): vesicle-mediated transport
Cellular component (GO): membrane
Source: RefSeq, a predicted model, not a curated record
AUGGCAUCCUCGUCCUUCAGAGAUUCUAUGAACUCCCUAGGCUGGUCCCGCCGCGAGUCGGACCUCCCCGUCAACACCUCUCAGCAGACCGGUCUCUUAUCGUCGAUCAAGUCUUUGAAUCCUUUUGGAGACAGUGGUUAUGUCAGACUUCCAACCGUUGAAGGACCUGGAGCGCCACUCCCUGCUCGAAAUAGACGAGAAGAAGAUGAGGCAUGGUUUGCUCUGAGUCGAUGGGAUCGACUUCUGAUAUUUGCGGGGUGCAACAUUGGCGCCCUCGCCUGCUUCGUCCUAGUCUUUGCGUUGUGGCCAAUAAUGAUGGCCAAGCCCCGGAAGUUCGCUCUUCUAUGGUCUUUAGGGUCAGCCUUGUUUCUUGCUUCAUGGGCAGCCAUGAUGGGACCCUGGACAUACGCCUCGCACCUGAUGUCCUCACAACGAUUACCAUUUACCGCAGCCUACUUCGGAUCAAUAGCACUUACGCUAUAUUUCAGUCUCGGUCUUCAAAGUACUAUCUUGACUUUGAUAUCGGCUCUCAUACAACUAGCAUGCCUUAUUUGGUACCUUGUCAGCUAUUUUCCCAUGGGCUCAAGCGGAUUACGACUCGCUACGAGUUUUGGUGCUCAAAGAGCCGCAGCCUGGAUGACCGGUUAA